CGGCAUGGCGGAUGGCGGAUGGCAAGCCUCUCUGCCGCGCUGUGCCUGAGCCGCUCCAAUUUGAAGCGGAAGAGAGGGCGCGAGCGGGGGCACAUCGGGAGUGCCGGCGGCGUAGCGAGAUGAAGGUCGCGUGGCCUCCUCGCUGAUAGCGCCUCGGCCAGGAGCAGCAAGCCUCUCGCCUCUCCCUGCUCUCUCACCACCACCUCCUCCCUUCAACACCUCACCCCAACAUCAUGCCGUCGCUGCUGCAGCGCUGGCCCGCCACGCGCGAUGCGCUCAACGACCGCGUGGCGCGCUCGGCCGUCGGCCACUGGUUCCGCCUCGAGGGCUGCGGGCACCCGCUGGAGCGGCCCGGCUCGCGCUUCACCACCGAGAUCCGCGCUGGGCUCGUCACGUUCGCCAGCGUCGUGUACAUCGUCGCGCUGAACCCCAGCAUCGUCUCCUCGACGGGCGGGCCCUGCGUUGCCGCCCCGGGCGUCAAUCGCGCCACGGACGAGGCGUACCAGAUCUGCGUGCAGGAGGUGCGGCAGGAGUACAUCAUCGUCACUGCGGCCCUCUCGACGCUGGCCACGGGCCUCAUCGGCAUCUUCGCCAACAUGCCGCUGGCGCUCAGCACGGGCCUGGGCGUAAACAGCUACUUUGCGAGCAUUGUGGGCCAGUAUGGUGUCGGAGGAAGCGUGACGUACGGACAGGCUUGCGGUGCCGUCUUUGUCGAGGGCCUGCUCUUCUUCUUCCUCAGCCUGAUUGGCCUCCGUCAAUGGCUCGCCCGACUCAUGCCCCGCUCGCUGACGAUUAGCGUCAGCGUGGCCAUCGGUCUGUUCCUGGCGCUCAUCGGCCUCGGUCCCGCUGGUCUGGGCGUCGUGGGCGGCGACUACAUUGAUCUCGUGGGGCUCGGCGGCUGCCUGCCCGAGUUUCAGGAUGCAAACGGCUACUGCGAGAGCCACGUGCUGCGCUCUCCGAAGAUGUGGGUCGGCAUCUUUGUCGGCGGCAUCUUUACCGCGCUGCUCUCCAUCUACCGUGUUCGCGGCGCAUUCCUCUGGCCCAUUCUCCUCGUCGCCAUCAUCUCCUGGCCGCGCAGCACGCCCGUCACGCUCUUCCCGCACACGGCGACGGGCGAUGCGGCGUUCGACUUCUUCAAGCAGGUGGCGCGUUGGACGCCGCUCGACAAGCUGGGCCCGCAGAACAUCGACUGGAGCGGCUUUGGCAACGGCCAGGUGUGGAUCGCGCUCAUCACGUUCCUCUACGUCGACGCGCUGGACACGACAGGCACGAUGACGGCCAUGUCUCGUGCUGCUGGCCUGUACAAUGAGGUGGCCGGCGACUUUGAGGGCAGCACGCCUGCGUUCCUGGCCGACUCGGGCUGCAUCAGCAUCGGUGCGCUGAUGGGCUCUUCGCCGUGCACUGCCUUUGUCGAGUCGGCCGCUGGCAUUGCCGAGGGAGGUCGUACGGGCAUCACCGCGUGCACCACUGCCUUCUGCUUCUUCUUGACGCUCUUCUUUGCGCCGAUCUUCAGCUCCAUCCCCAGCUGGGCGACGGGCUCGACCCUCGUCAUUGUCGGCUCGCUCAUGGCCGCCAACGCACGCACUAUCAACUGGGACUAUGCCGGCGAUGCCAUUCCUGCCUUCGUGACGAUCGUGCUCGUGCCGUUCACCUACAACAUCGCCUACGGCAUCAUCGGCGGCGCAUGCACCUUCAUCAUCCUGCACAACGUGCCCAAGAUGCUCGGACGCAUCCACCCGUCGCUCCUGCCGCCGGGCCACGACACGAUCAAGGAGCCCUACUCGCUCGGCAUGACGCUGUCGAGCGGCGGCAAUGGCCUCUCGGGCUGGCGCGCCUUUGUGCCGCCGUGGCUGCGCAAGGCACUUUCGGGCGAGCGCCACUUCUGGAAGCAGACGGACGAGGAGAUUCGCUCGACGCUUGAGGGGCGGCGCAUCACCGAUGCGCGCACCCAGGCGCGCGCCAGCCAGGCGGCGCGCGAGCGCGAGGAGAUGCGCGCGACGAUGACGCAGGGCCCGCAGGAGGGCGGCGCGUUCAAGGACCACGACCUCGAGGCGGGCCUGCGCAACGUCCGGAGCCGCAACGCGCCGCAGCAGCAGUCGCAGGCGCAGCACGACGAGAUUGAGAAGCUGCGCGACGAGGAGGAGCCGGCAUCGCCGGAUGCGUCGAGCAAGGGCGAGUAGCGGGAGAGGUUCCGGAGGCAGGCAGCAGGCGAGUCGGGCGCGGAGAGAGGGCGUGCUGCGAGGAGGAGGCAGCGGCUGUUGGCAAAUGGUCGGACGAGAACACUAGUCACCCUGAAUAGAUUCCUUAUCACCA
Messenger RNA from Tilletiopsis washingtonensis, 2313 nucleotides. RefSeq lists its product as hypothetical. Bases 234 to 2180 code for a protein of 648 amino acids. The transcript has 7 exons. Gene Ontology annotation, cellular component: plasma membrane. NCBI's taxonomy places the organism in Eukaryota, Fungi, Basidiomycota, Exobasidiomycetes, Entylomatales. The record is from RefSeq and is a predicted model, not a curated record. Gene Ontology annotation, molecular function: purine nucleobase transmembrane transporter activity. Gene Ontology annotation, biological process: transmembrane transport.